AUGCACCGGCGUUAUUCCUGGUCCCCACUCCCCAAAGACCUCAACUCCUUCCUCCAGCCGCUAAUCGACGAACUUGUGGAGCUGUCUCGAGGUGUUGAGGCCGUAGAUGUGGUUAACGAAGAGGUUUUUGCUCUUCGUGCGCAUAUUCUUGCGGCGUUUGGAGACUUACCGGCAAUUGCAAAAUUGAUGGAGUUUGUAGGCCAUAAUGGCCGCUUCCCUUGUCGCUUAUGCAAGAUUAUGAGUAUUCUUGGUCGCACAGCCAAGAACGCAUCCCAUCUGUAUUGCCCACUCCAUCGUUCAGACGACACCGGACUUGACCCCUACGAACUCCCACUCCGCACUCACGAGGAGUGCCUUAAAGAUGGAUACGAUGUCCUCCGAGCUCCAAACGACACUGUACGGGCCGACUUAGCAACUGAUUGCGGCAUCAAGGGUGUGACGUUGUUGGCUAAACUCUCGUCGAUCCGGAUCCCCGACUCGUUCCCCGUCGAAGCUAUGCAUCUUGUGUGGAUAAACUUGAUCCCUCAGCUUGCAGACUUAUGGCGCGAAAAAUUCAAUGGAAUUGAUUCUGGAUUUGAGGAUUACUUGAUCAACGCGCUUGUCUGGAAUUCUAUGGGGGACAUGUGUGUUGAUUCUUCGCGUUCGACACCUUCUUCUUUCGGCUGUCCUAUUCCUCAUUUCAGAAAUCGCUCACAUUUUACUGCUGAAUCUUGGUCUCGCUGGGCAACCCACGCGGCCCCAAAUUUACUGCGCCGUCGCUUUAUGGACUUGAGGUAUUAUAUUCAUUUUGUUUGUCUAGUCAACCUAAUGAACAAAUGCACCGACCACGCCGUCGACCGCUCUGAGCUCCCGGCGAUUCGUCGAGGCUUCAUUGAGUGGGUGGAGGAUUUCGAACAGAUCUACUACCAGCACGAUCCAGAGCGCAUACAAGUGUGUACAACAAAUAUACACUAUUUGCUUCAUAUCGUGGACUCAAUCGAGCGUCUUGGGCCCCUACCUGGCUACUGGGCAUUCCCUAUGGAGCAAUACUGUAGCUUCAUUGGGGCCUCGGUGAAAAGCCGGCGAUUUCCUUACGCGAACAUUGCUCGGCGCGUUUGCGAUGUCGCUCAGCUUUGUAUCAUUCGCGAAAUAUACGACUUACGCAAUAUGAUCAGCUUCGGGCAAACCCGAGCAUCAACCGAGGAGGACUUGAAGACUGAGAUGAGGGAAGGUGAUAAAUUCGAAAACUAUCCCAACCGAAUAUUCCUAACCCCCUGGGCCGAGGCGCUCACUGUAACUCCUGAACUACGCGCACAGAUCUCCAAGUACUUGGCAACCACCUAUGAAGUACGAAUUGGAAAGAAAUUAGCUCUAGAGCUGAUUCCCGAUACCCUCCAACAAUGGGGCCGAAUGCGAAUCACCCAGGGAGGCAACUUGAUUCAAGCACGAGGCUACCAUAAGCUACGAUGGGACGGCCGCGACGCAUCAUUUGUUCGGUAUGAACUGCUGGCCGAUCGACUUGCUCAUCUUCCAAGAGCAACACCCGACUUCGUCCCAACUUCUUAUUAUGGUCAGCUUCAAUAUUUGUUUAAGUUGCCCCUAAAGCCCGAAAGUGUCGUCAAUCCGUCAAAGGAUGGAUCAAAAUAUCUCAUUCUCGCGUUCAUCUUGGAGGCACCAGUGGUUAUUGAAGAUGCUUACGAAUACAGGGUCACAUGGUACGAGGGAAAGUUGGGAAGUGGGGAAGUGGUCGACGCCCUAACCAUACAGUGUGCUAUUGGACGAAUUCAAGACAACAAGCGUUGGUGGAUCAUUGAUAGGAUUUACACUUGCUACGCGCUGGAUGAGCAAUCGCCUGGAAAUCCGACCCUCAUUCACGCAUCCGACCCCAGUGCUCAAAUCCGAACCCCUCAAAUAAGCCCGACCCCCGACGAAGAAUGUAAAUCCGACCCCCGGCCACGAAUCCGGCCCCUCCGAAAAUGUCCGACCCCUAAAAAACCCAAGAACCCGACCCCCGAGCAGAAAUCCGACCCCUCGAGAAAUUCCGACCCCUGGGGAUUACAGACAUCCGACCCUCGAGAAAAAGUCCGACCCUCGAGGGGGUUCGGAUUUAAAAAGCCGAACCCCAUCCGAAAUAACCCCCCGGCGCCGGGUCCGGUUUUUCCUAGUGUCCGACCCCCGGGGUCGAACUCUCCGUACCUUUUGGGUACACGGUGA
Rhizoctonia solani is the source of this 2193-nucleotide messenger RNA. Its product is annotated as Transposase family tnp2. The transcript has 5 exons. The record is from RefSeq and is a predicted model, not a curated record. Lineage: Eukaryota; Fungi; Basidiomycota; Agaricomycetes; Cantharellales; Ceratobasidiaceae. The coding region runs from base 1 to 2193 and encodes 730 amino acids.